Dichomitus squalens LYAD-421 SS1 is the source of this 1566-nucleotide messenger RNA. RefSeq lists its product as uncharacterized. Lineage: Eukaryota; Fungi; Basidiomycota; Agaricomycetes; Polyporales; Polyporaceae. The record is from RefSeq and is a predicted model, not a curated record. The transcript has 5 exons. Gene Ontology annotation, cellular component: membrane. The coding region runs from base 95 to 1405 and encodes 436 amino acids.
AUCGACACUUCCCUCCUACACUCUGCAUCGCACUGUGACGACCCCUCGUUACGUGGCAAGUCCACCUGCACCUCGCUCUCUCUCGAUUUCAAGGAUGCCUUCUUUAGAGGACAUCGACUCUUUCCUGGACGAAUUACCGAACGUUGACCGACAGUCAUGCAAGCUCCUCGGUCCGACUGCUUUGAUCGUGCAAGCACUUAUGGGCGUGCUGGUCAUUCUCUCGCUGGUGUAUAAACGGCAUCGUGAGACUCCGAAGCGGCCAUGGCGGAUAUGGCUGUUUGACGUGUCGAAGCAGAUUGUCGGCCAGAUGUUCGUUCAUGGCGUGAACGUCCUCAUAUCAGAUGUUGUUGCCCACAUGUCCACAACGAACCCAUGCGUCCUCUAUUUUCUCAAUAUCUUGAUCGACACCACCCUCGGUGUUGGCAUCAUCUAUGUUAUUCUGCAAGUCGUAACGCACCUCCUCACCGACAAGUUUCAGUGGAAGGGGUUCCAGUCCGGAGUCUACGGCACUCCUCCUUCCCUCAACUACUGGUUCCGCCAGGCAGCUGUCUACGUAUUUGCGCUCACUGCCAUGAAGCUUCUCGUCGUCGCUCUCUUUGCCGCGCUUCCGGCUAUCUUCGAUCUCGGGGAGUGGCUACUUACAUUCCUUGGACCCAGUGAAGCUGCGCAAGUCAUCUUCACUAUGGGGAUUUUCCCUAUCGCGAUGAACAUCAUUCAGUUCUGGCUGAUAGACACCAUUGUAAAAGGCUCGAACAAUGCUCCUCUCGCGCUUGCCUCCGACUCUCCUCGUGGCUCCCUCGAUGCUGAUCGGGAGCCGCUAUUCCAUGCGUCAGAUGAUGAAGACGACGAAGAUGGAUUGCCAGCGAGGCAGUACGACAUCGAGAACCCCCGGCCUCGCUCCAUAUCGCGUUCUCGUGACCCGGAACAGCAUCUGUCCGGGGGAGAAUCGAAGUCGGUCGGCUCGAGCACUGCGACAGCUGUCCCGUCAGGGUCGAGUACCCCAAUAUCAAAACCCAUAGACACCGGUGUCGCCGUGCACGCGUAUCCGCCGGCUGGUACCUCCGCAUCGCCAAGUUCGGCCUCCUCGUACAGGUCCACAAGCUCUGCAGGUUCAUCGCGGUCGGGUUCCUCUCGGAGGCGCGAGCCACCCCCGCCAUUAACCUUCAAGCCUCGUGAGGCAUCGCAACCGAACGUUGAGAUCUCCAGGACCGCGCCUCCAGAACUGGAGGAGACGCGGCAGGAGGACGACGAGAAGUGGGCGGCAUGGGGCGACGACGGUGAGGACGACUGGGCGGAGCGGGUCGGCGAGGAGGAGUGGACGGGUCGGCGGUUGGAGGCGACGAAGGAUGCAGUAGACCAUGUCUGGCGGCAUAGUCCUCAUGCGCCCGCGGUCUCAGUGUCUUGAGGUUCGUUCGGUCUUGUUCUUGGACGGUGGCUCUCUUUCUAUCCUAUCCCUACGCGCUCACUACUCUUCCGUGUACAUUUGUACCAUAAUCAUUAUCGGUUGGUCGGUGUUCUGGCUGGUGUAUUCAUAAUACUCAAUGGAUUCCGAGCAUGUGGCCUUUG